This is a messenger RNA of Aspergillus clavatus NRRL 1, 681 nucleotides long. RefSeq names its product HD domain-containing protein. The coding region runs from base 1 to 681 and encodes 226 amino acids. Lineage: Eukaryota; Fungi; Ascomycota; Eurotiomycetes; Eurotiales; Aspergillaceae. The transcript has 2 exons. Gene Ontology annotation, molecular function: 5'-deoxynucleotidase activity. The record is from RefSeq and is a predicted model, not a curated record. Gene Ontology annotation, cellular component: cytoplasm.
AUGGGCUCUGAGGCACCCUCUGAUCCUCUAUGGACCACUCAAUCCGUGCUAUCCACUCUCCCUCACCCUCCCGAAGAGAAUUCUGCGUCUCCUAUCCCGUUCUUCCACCUCCUGGAACGACUCAAGACCACCAAACGCGAAGGCUGGCGCCGCUUCGGCAUCAACACCGGUGAAUCGAUCUCCGAUCACAUGUACCGCAUGUCGAUCAUGACCAUGCUCGCUCCCCCAUCUCUCGCCGCGCGUCUCAACCUGCCCCACUGCACGAAGAUGGCGCUCGUCCACGACAUGGCUGAGUCGCUGGUGGGUGAUAUUACCCCCGUCGACAAGGUAGAUAAGAAGGAGAAAGCGCGUCGCGAGGCCGAAGUGAUGGACUAUAUCGCGAAGAAUCUGCUCGGUGGUGUUCCUGGUGGCAUGUUGUCGGCCCAGGAGAUUCUGAAGGUCUUCCACGAAUACGAAGCCAAUGAAACUCUCGAGGCGCAGUUUGUUCACGACGUCGACAAGAUGGAGCUGCUGUUACAGAUGGUGGAGUAUGAGCGGGCUCAUGGAAUUGACCUCACCGAGUUCUGUCAUGUCGCGGGUCGCAUCCAGCUGGAUGAGGUGAAGGAAUGGGCGGCGGCAGUGCUCAAGGAGCGGGAAGCCUUUUGGAAGGAGAAGACUGCGAAUACAAAUGGCAAGGCAUGA